CUUUCUCUCCUCGAAAGUCUCGGUUACGCCCUGUUCUCGUUCCUCUCACUUUUCAUUUACCUUUCCCCAAGUUCGCUCGACUAGUGGAGCCGAUUUUAUCUCGCCUGUUUUUAUCAAGUAAUUCACGUUUCCUUUAAUCGAUAAAAUGAAAUGAAAAUCCCACCCCAACGUCCCAGCUUCCUUUUUCGAACUUAGGUCUUAGACGUCUCCAUGGACCGCCUUAUGAUUCCGUCGAUCUUACGGCCAGAUUAUACCUGGCCAUGGCGGAUGCAGUCUGCAAUCCAGCAGACCACCCCUCAAGUGCCAGCUGGACCCGGCAGAUGCACCAGAAUACUCUGGGGUAUCGUUCACAAGUUCCUUUAUUACUUCUCUCAAUGGUACUGCUCUUGGUUCGGUCUUCUAUUCGAUGCAAAUAUUAUUCAAUUACCAUUUGGGCUUGUUAUGAAAUGGACGGACCGGACGAGCGUCGAGGAGGCCGUUUCAAUGCAAAUGGCGAGAUCUGCUGGAAUGCCUGUACCCAAAGUCAUCAGCUGUGGUGAACACCUAGAUGCCCCUUUUAACCGAAGAUUUUCUAUCUUGAUGACAAGGCUACCUGGUGUACCCCUUGAGAACUCGAACGAUAGACUACAGAUUGAUGCCGAGGAGCCUUGGCUGGAAGAGUUGAAAUCAUGUAUCACCUCUAUGCGAUCGUGGCGCUCUCCAGGGUCAGAGACGAUUUGCUCUGCUAUUGGAACCCGCCUACGGAGUUCACGUGUUCCUGGGCACAUGAUGGGUCCUUUUUCCAGCGUGGAGGCUUUUUACAACUAUCUUUUCGCUCCGGCUUCAGCCCAUGCAUUCAAAUCCGACACCGGAUACCAAAUGGCUCUGUCACGCGCAAAAAGAUUACAGAGCCAUAAACAUAGGAUAGUGUUCACUCAUGGGGAUUUCAAAGCGCACAACAUUCUUGUCGAUGACGAUGGACAUUUAUCAGGGUUUCUCGACUGGGAAUCUGCAGGCUGGUAUCCCGAAUACUGGGAAUUUACUACGGCUAUGCGCUUUGGGAAAGACAGCUGGUGGUUCCAAGUUGCCUCUUGGAUGGGUGGAGCACAAUAUUUGGACGAGUUGGAAUCCGAUGUGGCUCUAAAUCUAUUAACAGUUGACUCUUAUAUAGCCCUUUAGUGACUGGGGCUUCUAGACAUUAAGUUGGUAAUGUGAAGGCUAAGAGGCAUGCACACAUUGGCUGAAUGGAUUCGGAUAACGAUUGCGAGUUAUAAACAAGAGAGCAGAAAAAAAAAAAAAAAA
Coccidioides immitis RS is the source of this 1281-nucleotide messenger RNA. RefSeq lists its product as uncharacterized. The record is from RefSeq and is a predicted model, not a curated record. The transcript has 2 exons. Lineage: Eukaryota; Fungi; Ascomycota; Eurotiomycetes; Onygenales; Onygenaceae. Bases 211 to 1158 code for a protein of 315 amino acids.